Epinephelus moara (kelp grouper) is the source of this 3828-nucleotide messenger RNA. Its product is annotated as NLR family CARD domain-containing protein 3-like. The record is from RefSeq and is a predicted model, not a curated record. Bases 161 to 3475 code for a protein of 1104 amino acids. The transcript is spliced from 12 exons. NCBI's taxonomy places the organism in Eukaryota, Metazoa, Chordata, Actinopteri, Perciformes, Serranidae. Gene Ontology annotation, molecular function: protein binding.
ACCGCCCCUUCCUACCUGUUGGCACUUUAGUUUCACUUUGUGUGCUCGUCGUCGUGUCGCAGCUUCUUGUCUCCAUCUAAAGACCUGGUCCAGACAGCAGAGAGCUGCAGAGUGAUGAAGUCCAUGAGAAGAAACUGAGAGGCUGCAGGUUAUCACCAACAUGAAAAGGACCCAUCAGAGACCAGACUCACCUGGACCAGAACCUGAACCUGAACCUGACCCUAACCCCAGCUGUGCGUCCCCCAAGUCUGACCUGUCACAUGAACAUGGCAUCGAUGUUAAAAGACGAAAAGUCUCUGCGGCACAUUUCCAGCAGCAGAGAGAAAAGUCCCCUGUACCCAGCUGUGUGUCCAUGAAGAGUGAUGCGUCUAUGGGUCGUCUGUUUGACUUCAAAGAUGGACGUCCUUCUUCUGACCUGCUAGUGGACCAGGAGAGCUCAGAGGUUCCCAGUGGUCAGUCUGCCCAGCAGCAUCAAACACACCUGGACUCCAUAUUUAUGCCGCUGGAGGAGAACAUCGUCACUUUUGUGAAGAACGAGCUGAAGAAUAUCCAGAAGGUUCUGAGUUCAGAUUACCCAGAAUGCUUAGAGAGUCAGAGAGAGGAUGAGGAGGUGUUGGAGGGUGAGGAGGAAGAGCAGAGGAGGAGCAGCAGAGAGGCAUUUCUGAAGAUCACACUGAACUUCCUGAGGAGAAUGAAGCAGGAGGAGCUGGCUGACUGUCUGCAGAGCAGACAUCUUUCUGCAGUCUGUCAGCGUAAACUGAAAUCUAACCUGCAGAAGAAGUUCCAGUGUGUGUUUGAGGGGAUCGCUAAAGCAGGAAACCCAACCCUUCUGAAUCAGAUCUACACAGAGCUCUACAUCACAGAGGGAGGGACUGCAGAGGUCAAUGAUGAACAUGAGGUCAGACAGAUUGAAACAGCAUCCAGGAAACCAGACAGACCAGAAACAACCAUCAGACAAGAAGACAUCUUUAAAGCCUCACCUGGAAGAGAUGAACCAAUCAGAACAGUGAUGACAAAGGGAGUGGCUGGCAUUGGGAAAACAGUCUUAACACAGAAGUUCACUCUGGACUGGGCUGAAGACAAAGCCAACCAGGACAUACAGUUCACAUUUCCAUUCACUUUCAGAGAGCUGAAUGUGCUGAAAGAGAAAAAGUACAGCUUGGUGGAACUUGUUCAUCACUUCUUUACUGAAACCAAAGAAGCAGGAAUCUGCAGGUUUGAAGAGUUCCAGGUUGUGUUCAUCUUUGACGGUCUGGAUGAGUGUCGACUUCCUCUGGACUUCCACAACAAUGAGAUCCUGACUGAUGUUACAGAGUCCACCUCAGUGGAUGUGCUGCUGACAAACCUCAUCAGGGGGAAACUGCUUCCCUCUGCUCGCCUCUGGAUAACCACACGACCUGCAGCAGCCAAUCAGAUCCCUCCUGACUGUGUUGACAUGGUGACAGAGGUCAGAGGGUUCACUGACCCACAGAAGGAGGAGUACUUCAGGAAGAGAUUCAGAGAUGAGGAGCAGGCCAGCAGAAUCAUCUCCCACAUCAAGACAUCACGAAGCCUCCACAUCAUGUGCCACAUCCCAGUCUUCUGCUGGAUCACUGCUACAGUUCUGGAGGAUGUGAUGAAGACCAGAGAGGAAGGAGAGCUGCCCAAGACCCUGACUGAGAUGUACAUCCACUUCCUGGUGGUUCAGACCAAAGUGAAGAACAUCAAGUAUGAUGGAGGAGCUGAGACAGAUCAUCACUGGAGUCCAGAGAGCAGGAAGAUGAUUGAGUCUCUGGGAAAACUGGCUUUUGAUCAGCUGCAGAAAGGCAACCUGAUCUUCUAUGAAUCAGACCUGACAGAGUGUGGCAUCGAUAUCAGAGCAGCCUCAGUGUACUCAGGAGUGUUCACACAGAUCUUUAAAGAGGAGAGAGGACUGUACCAGGACAAGGUGUUCUGCUUCGUCCAUCUGAGUGUUCAGGAGUUUCUGGCUGCUCUUCAUGUCCAUCUGACCUUCAUCAACUCUGGAGUCAAUCUGAUGGCAGAAGAACAAACAACAUCCCAAAGUUCUGAAUUCUUCAGAGACAAACAGAAUCUUAAGUAUCUCCACCAGAGUGCUGUGGACAAGGCCUUACAGAGUCCAAAUGGACACCUGGACUUGUUCCUCUGCUUCCUCCUGGGUCUUUCACUGCAGACUAAUCAGAAACACCUACGAGGUCUGCUGACACAGACAGGAAGUAGCUCACAGACCAAUCAGGAAACAGUCCAGUACAUCAAGAAGAAGAUCAACCAGGAUCUGUCUGCAGAGAGAAGCAUCAAUCUGUUCCACUGUCUGAAUGAACUGAGUGAUCGUUUGCUAGUGGAGGAGAUCCAACGGUACCUGAGUUCAGGACGUCUCUCCACAGAUAAUCUGUCUCCUGCUCAGUGGUCAGCUCUGGUCUUCAUUUUACUGUCAUCAGAAAAAGAUCUGAAUAUGUUUGACCUGAAGAAAUACUCUGCUUCAGAGGAGGCUCUUCUGAGGCUGCUGCCAGUGGUCAAAGCCUCCAACAAAGCUCUACUGGGUGGCUGUAACCUCUCAGAGAGAAGCUGUGAAGCUCUGUCCUCAGUUCUCAGCUCCCAGUCCUCCAGUCUGAGACACCUGGACCUGAGUAAGAACCACCUGAAGGAUUCAGGAGUGAACCUUCUGUCUGAUGGACUGAAGAGUUCACACUGUACACUGGAAACUCUCAGUCUGUCAGGCUGUCUGAUCACAGAGGAAGGCUGUGUUUCUCUGGCCUCAGCUCUGAGCUCCAACCCCUCCCAUCUGAGAGAACUGGACCUGAGCUACAAUCAUCCAGGAGACUCAGGGGUGAAGCUGCUGUCGGCUGGAGUGAAGGAUCCACACUGGAGACUGGACACUCUCAGGGUGGAGCCUGCUGGAGUCCGAUGGUUGACACCAGGUCUGAGGAAGUAUUCCUGUGAACUCACAAUCGACACAAACACAGUGAACAGAGAGAUCAAACUGUCUGACAACAACAGGAAGGUGACACAUGUGGAGGAGGAUCAGUCAUAUCCUGAUCAUCCAGACAGAUUUGACCCCUGUCCUCAGUUGCUGUGUAGAAAUGGUCUGACUGGUCGCUGUUACUGGGAGGUCGAGUGGAGAGGAGGGGUUUCUGUAUCAGUGAGUUACAGAGAAAUCAGGAGGAGAGGAGACAGAGCUCACUGUGGGUUUGGAGAGAAUGAUCAGUCCUGGAGUCUGACCUGCUCUGAUGGUGGUUACAUUGUCUGGUACAAUAACACAGCAACAUUCAUCUCCUCCUCCUCCUCCUCCUCCUCCUCCUCCUCCUCCGGUAGAGUAGCAGUGUAUGUGGACUAUCCUGCUGGCACUCUGUCCUUCUUCAGAGUCUCCUCUGACACACCGAUCCACCUCCACACCUUCAACACCACAUUCACUGAACCUCUUUAUCCUGGGUUUUGGCUCUUGUCACCUGAUUCCUCAGUGUCUCUGUGUUCUCUGUAGGAGGGAGAGUCUCCUCCUGUCAGAGAAACUUUCUCACUGCUGAACAGAUAGUUCAGUCUGUACAGGAUCACACACAGCUAAUGGUAGUUCAGAGAAUGUGUGUAGGAUGGAGUUUGUCCUGAGGGUGGCGCUAAAGAAAACACUCUGGACUCCACAGAUGAUUCGUUUUCUGCUCAACUGUUUUUAUUGAUGAUUUUUGUGUAAACUUUUAAUUUCUCUUCAUUCUCCCUCCAAAGUUUUCCUCCAGUGGUCAGAGUGAGUAACUGCAGCUCUCUCCAUACAACACUGUUCAUAUUCAUAUACACAACUGCAUACUAGCAUUUCCUAUGAAUCCUUUCAGAAUAAAGUGUUCG